AGUCAGCGAACAACCGGACAGUGGACAUGCCGAACCGCUAGCGCACCUUAGGACCCUGCCUGUGUUUUCUCCUGAGUACAUGGAAGAGCACGGUGUUAUGACGGGGUAGCAUGUUUACAACCGAACCUGUCUUUUGGAAACCGAGUCGCAGAAAUCACUGUAAAAAAAAUAAAAAACCAGCUGACUAGAAAUAGUUGAACCAGCCGGGUCCGACAGCCAGCGUGUGGGAAUGGCAGCUCCCCGGCCGAUAAAAGGCAUCCUGAAAAACAAGAACAGCGGGACAAACGUGAAAUCGCUGUCCGAAGACGUGCCGGCGGAGAUCCCUGAACAAGCCCCGGGACUCUCGGAGGAAGACCAACAGAAGAAAUCCCAGAAAUGGGAUGAGAUGAACAUCCUGGCCACAUACCAUCCAGCCGACAAAGACUAUGGCCUGAUGAAGAUCGAUGAACCCAGCACACCUUACAACAGGAUGGUGGGGGAUGACGAUGAUGAGGGGGCGCUGAGUGACUCGGACGGCCACAGCGGACUUGCAGCUGAUGACCUUGCUUCGAAGCUGGUGGCAGCAGAGGGUUCAGAACCUCGCUUCAUGAAGGAAGAAGAAGAAGAUGAAGAGAGCAGUGAGGAGGAGGAAGAGGAACUGAGUCCUGAAGAACAAGCCAAAAAGACGCAUUUUCAGAUGAUGAGGAAGAUGCACUACAACGAGGGCAUGAACAUCAAGCUGGCCCGCCAGCUCAUUGCCAGCGAGCUAGAAGAGGACGAAGAUGCAGACGAAGAGAUGAGGGACGAAACGGAAGAGACAAGGGAGGACGCAGAGGAGACGGAGGAGAUCAGUGUUGACCCGCCACAGGAAGCUGAUUCUCUGGACUCGUAGAUGAGGCCUGUCUCCCACCUUCAGCCCUGUGUGUCGGCUCAGGACGCGCGAAUGCCGCUGCGCUCUGUGUUUUAACGCUGGGCCGUACAGCAGUAACCGCUUCACCACCCCAUAUAACAACCCUCAACAGCCAAUAACCUCCCGGUCACCUGUCUGUCUCUACUAUUCCUUAGAACUGUGCAAUAUAACCUUCAAACACACUGGUUGUUAACUCCCAGAAUCAGUAAAAAAAAACACAAGUGAAGACUGUUGCUCCUGCCUCCUCCUCCUCCUCCUCCUCCUCCUCCUCCUCCCUCCCCCCUCCUGUUGCCAAGAAUUCCCCGACUUCCCGCCUCCUCUGGACUGGCUUCGCACUGAAGAAUAUGUGAUUCUGACCCUGUAAGGAGGAUCAAGGCCUUUUUAAGAAAACAAAAAAAAAACUGCUGGAUAACCAGGACUCCUGUCUUGCCGCUCCACAGGCUCCAGGCCACAGAGCCAGUACGUCAGCCCUGGAGGAAGCUAGGGGAAACCCCAUGGCCUCACUAAAGGCAUAUCUGAGACAUGACGACGGCGCUUAUACUGGGUUGACUUCAGACAGCUUUUAUUUCUGCUUUGCUUUGUGACCCACCACUCUGUUGCAUUUCCUUUCCUCCUUCAGAACGUUUUGUGGUAAAAGUUGGACACCGUGAUGACCAGUUAGGUUGUUUUCUUUGUUUUUGUCCCUAGUAGUUUACCUGGUAACUUAGGUUACACUAUUCAUAUUGACAUAAUGUUGUUAUGAUCAUUUAGGAGCUAUAUAUUAGUCUAAUAGUACAAGACAACGCAACCUACAUAAUCUAAAUUUCAUUAUAGAAAAGAAAAUCUAAAUUUUAAAUCCUACAACCAACAUUACAUACUGUUAACUGACAUGUAUGCUUUGAUGCUUGCAGUCAACUGUAUGGCUUUUUGCUUAAGAGCAAGUAAAAACAACACAGAUUGUGAGUAUUGGCACUUUGCUCCAGGACCUCUCAUUUACGUUCUGUCACAAGCAAGAACACCACACAAAACCUCAGUUCAAACUGUGGAAAUAAAAAAAAACAUGUAUACCUCA
Molecule: messenger RNA, 1940 nt
Organism: Dicentrarchus labrax (European seabass)
Lineage: Eukaryota; Metazoa; Chordata; Actinopteri; Moronidae
Gene: ppp1r2
Product: protein phosphatase 1, regulatory (inhibitor) subunit 2
Exons: 6
Coding region: 230-871 (213 amino acids)
Biological process (GO): regulation of signal transduction
Molecular function (GO): protein phosphatase inhibitor activity
Source: RefSeq, a predicted model, not a curated record